Molecule: messenger RNA, 1342 nt
Organism: Rotaria sp. Silwood2
Lineage: Eukaryota; Metazoa; Rotifera; Eurotatoria; Philodinida; Philodinidae
Source: the annotation of a GenBank genome assembly
AUGUCUAAUAAGUUUUAUGAAUCACCAAAAGCUAAUCUUUUUCUUGAUUUAAUCACAGGUCUCGCUUCAAAUGAAAUUAUCUGUCAUGUUACGCGUGUCGGAGGUGGUUUCGGUGGUAAAGAAUCACGUAAUAUUAUUCCGUGCAUCACAGUUGCUUUAGCUGCCUACGAUCUACAAAUGCCUGUACGUCUCUGUCUUACACGUGCAGAAGAUAUGAAACUGACUGGUCAUCGUCACCCGUUCAAAAUUGUUUAUAAAAUUGGUUUUCUCCAUAGUGGAAAGUUAAAAUCUCUCGAUCUUUGCCUUUAUGGUAAUGGUGGCUAUUCGACAGAUUCAAGUCUAAUAAUGAUUGAGCGUGCCAUGUUACAUUGUGAUAAUAUUUAUAAAUGUGAAAAUAUGCGAGUGAGAGGACGAAUCUGCCGAACAAAUCUACCGAGUAAUACAGCAAUGAGAGGAUUCGGUUGUCCGCAAGGUCUCUUAGCAUCAGAAUUGAUUAUGGAUCAGGUCUGCAGUUAUCUACAAACAAAUUACGAACAAUCUAUUAUACGUGAAUUGAAUAUUUAUGAGCCGAAUGAAAAAACACAUUUUAGCCAGGCGAUUAAAAGAAAGGAUUGGCAUGUACCAAAAAUGUGGAAAAAUUUAAAAGAAACAGCACUAUAUGAACAGCGUUUGAGAGAUGUUGAAGAAUUUAAUGAGAAAAAUGAAUUUCGAAAACGAGGUUUGAGUAUGAUUGGAACGAAGUUUGGUAUUGGGGCUACAUCGGCAUUGUUUUUUCAUCAAGCUGGAGCAUUAGUGAAUAUUUACAACGAUGGAAGUGUUCUAAUUACACAUGGAGGCGUUGAAAUCGGCCAAGGUCUUCAAAUGAAAAUGUUACAAAUUACAGCUGAACAACUUGGUAUUGAUAUCUCUCUUGUUCGUCUACACGAAACUGCAACAGACAAAAUACCAAACACAACGCCAACAGUUGGAUCCCUAUCAUCAGAUCUUUACGGUCCUGCUUUAAUCGAUGCUUGUCAACAACUCAACAAAAAGCUCGCACCAUUGAAAGUGAAACAUCCAACUUUGACAUGGGAAAAACUUAUCGAACAAGCAUACUAUGAACGUAUACAAUUAUUUACAAAUGGGUUUUAUAUUGUACCAGAGAAGUUUCUGAAACAUAAUUGGGAAAAGAAUGAUGUUAAUUUUAUGUAUUUUACACAAGGAGUUGGAAUGAGUGAAGUUGAAAUCGAUUGUUUAACAGGAGACUUUCAUAUUUUGAGAACAGAUAUUCUAAUGGAUUUUGGAAAAUCAUUGAAUCCAUUUAUUGAUAUUGGACAGAUUGAAGGUAAAUAAUAACUUGCUU